AUGUACAGUAAUAAUGUGGAAUUAAAUGAUUAUAAUAACAAUGAUAAUAAUAAAGAAGUGACUCUAUAUAAGACUGAGUUUUGUAGAAAUUGGGCUGAACUGGGUUAUUGCAGAUAUGGUAGUAAAUGCCGUUAUGCUCAUGGUAAAACUGAGCUACGUCCAGCUCCGAGACACACAUUAUAUAAAACACAAAUAUGUCGCGCGUAUCAUAUCGAUGGAUCAUGCCCCUAUGGCAUUCGAUGUACUUUUGUUCAUGACCCAAUUGAUGAUGCAGUCGUUGUAUCAACUGAAAAAAAGACAAAUAACAGGAAUAGAAUUCGACAACAGCCUACUUUAUCGUCUAAUAGAAGAGUUAGCUAUGAUACUGUACUAUCGUCUUCUUCUUCAACCACUAGUGAUAGUAGCUUCGGUGAAUAUACAUCUAUGAUGAAUUCAUCACACCAAAUACCAAACAGUACUACAAUAAUGAACAACCAUUAUUAUAUGAAACAGCAACAGCAGCAACAGUCUAUUGAAACCUUCUAUUACCAUAAUAAUAGUGCUUUAAUUGUAAAUAAUAACAAUAGAAGGACAAUAUGGUUGUAG
Molecule: messenger RNA, 585 nt
Organism: Cokeromyces recurvatus
Lineage: Eukaryota; Fungi; Mucoromycota; Mucoromycetes; Mucorales; Mucoraceae
Exons: 2
Coding region: 1-585 (194 amino acids)
Molecular function (GO): mRNA binding; metal ion binding
Source: RefSeq, a predicted model, not a curated record